Messenger RNA from Arctia plantaginis, 1521 nucleotides. Lineage: Eukaryota; Metazoa; Arthropoda; Insecta; Lepidoptera; Erebidae. The record is from the annotation of a GenBank genome assembly.
AUGAUGAGACUAACAACUAUUCGUAUUCUAAACGAUUCAUUGCUUUCGCUUUCAGGCUCCAUAGAUUGCAGUUGCCGCCAUAAAUCUAAUUUACAAGAGCCGUCUAAACCAGUGGUGAAACCUCCUAUACCAGGACCAAAAUCUCAAAAACUGUUUAAAGAAUUAAACAAUAUUCAGCAAGCUGGUUCAGUUAAAAUAUUUUGUGAUUUUGAUAAGUCUUUUGGCAAUUAUUUAGUAGACGCUGAUAAUAACUACAUCUUGGACCUCUAUACUCAAAUCUCGUCUGUGCCUCUUGGAUAUAACCAUCCUUAUCUUUUGAAGGCAUUUGAAGAUGAGCACAAUCUUAGGGCAUUGGUAAAUCGGCCCGCUCUCGGCGUUUUUCCAGCUUGUGAUUGGCCUAAAACACUAAGAGAUACUUUACUAGCAAUUUCCCCUCCUGGCCUAUGUAACGUAUUUACCAUGAUGUGCGGUGCAUGUUCAAAUGAAAAUGCAAUGAAAGCUGCUUGCAUAAACUUUUGCUCAAAAGCAAGAUCUGGCAAAAAAACAUUUGGCACUCCCGAGUUAAUCUCAGUGAUGUCAAAUGAACCACCAGGAUCACCGUCGCUUACUAUUUUAUCAUUUAAGGGAGCAUUCCAUGGUCGUACAAUGGGCGCAUUAACAACUACAAGGUCUAAAGCACUUCACAAGUUAGACAUUCCCGCUUUUCCGUGGGGUUUGGGGCCUACUUUCCCUAGAUACCAAUACCCUCUAAACGAAUUUACCAGAGAAAAUAAGAAGGAAGAUGAGAAGUCUCUUGCGGAAGUAGCUGCUGCUAUAAAUAAAUUUAAAAAGAACAGACCCGUAGCAGCAUUAAUAGUUGAACCAAUACAGGGUGAAGGAGGUGAUAAUGAAGCUUCUCCAGAGUUUUUCCGAGCUCUUCAAAAACUUUGCAAACAGAAUGGAGUAGCAUUAAUAUUAGACGAAGUGCAGACAGGGUGUGGACCCACUGGAAAAAUGUGGUGCCAUGAACACUUUGAUCUCCCCGAACCUCCAGACAUGGUUACAUUUAGUAAAAAAAUGUUUACUGGCGGUUACUUUUACAAAAGAGAUUACCAUCCGCCGCACGCAUUUAGAAUAUUUAACACGUGGAUGGGUGAUCCUUCGAAGUUAAUCUUACUUCAGGCUUUCUUGAAGUGUUUGAAGAAAGAAAAGUUGUUAGAAUUAGUGAAAAAAACUGGUGAAGCGCUCAGAGAAGGUCUUCUAAACAUCGAGUCCGAGUUCCCGAGGCUCGUACAUAGUGUAAGAGGACGCGGCACAUUCGUUGCGUUUAACACUGCCAACACUGCUACAAGAGACAAAUUACUUUGUCAACUAUUGCAAAAAGGUAUUUUAAUUGGUGGCUGUGGGAAUGCAGGCAUUCGACAUCGACCAGCGUUGACGUUCACUCCCAGGCAUGCGUAUGUUUAUUUAGAUAUUCUCAGACAAACACUUAAAUCCAUUGAUGUGAGGAAAGGUGGAGAUCCCUGUGGUAAAUCGCGAUAA